GCACAUCAGGCAACAAUUACAUUGUCUAUCCCUUAGCAUUGUGGCUAAACAUAGCACAAAUCCUCUUAAGUUGGGUACGGCAUAAGUUCCUUCCGUGAGCAGUAUCCACGAAUUAGCAUACAAAGACACUUACUUAAGAGAAAACCCCUAUUGAGGUUUUUAAUUCUGACUAAGCAAUUACAUGAGUGGCACAGGGAAGACUCUGACUUGAGAUGCUGAAGCCCCAUUCUUUUUGACUCAUCUGCAUAUCACAGCUUGCCACUGUGCUGCCUAUAUUCCAUGUCCUUCGUUGUUACCUGCAGCAUCACAUAGUUGACCCUUCACCUCGCCACAGCCAUGUGUGACAUGGGGGGACUGGGCAACCUAGUGGCAAACACAGCCUACCUGAAAGCACAGAGUCAAGACGACAAGGAGAUGAGGAAACGAAGGCGUACCCUAAUUCUUCCCCAACUUGAAAACUGUACAAGGGUGUGUGCAGAUAUUCCCAAGGACUUUGAGGACAUCUGCGAGAGGCAGCCCAUUGGGAAAACAUGCUUCCAACAGUUCCUCUUAGCCUCCAAUCCAGAAUACCUUGCCGCUGCAGAGUUCCUGGAGGAGCUGAAUGACUGGAAUUUAGCAGAGGCAGGUGCUAAAGAAAAAGCCAGGCAGAAUAUCAUUAACAAAUUCUGCAAAACUGACUCCAAAAGUUUCCUGUCUUAUCUGACAGAGGACAUGGUGGAGAAGUGUAAAGCCGUCUCUGAGAAGGACUUUGAGGAAGUGAUGAUGGGACAGGUGAAAGAAGCCACGCAAGAGUUUCUGAGAGGAAACCCUUUCAAUGAGUAUCAGACUAGCCCGUUCUUUGAGAGAUUUGUGCAGUGGAAGGAAUUCGAGAAGCAGCCCAUCUCUGAUAAAUACUUCUAUGAGUUCAGGACUUUGGGGAAGGGAGGCUUUGGAGAGGUGUGUGCUGUUCAGGUCAAAAACACGGGUCAGAUGUAUGCCUGCAAGAAGCUGGACAAGAAACGCCUGAAGAAAAAAGGUGGGGAAAAGAUGGCUCUUCUGGAGAAACAAAUCUUGGAGAAGGUGAACAGCCUGUUUCUGGUGAACCUGGCCUAUGCAUUUACCACAAAGACACACCUGUGUCUGGUCAUGACUCUGAUGAAUGGAGGAGAUCUGAAGUACCACAUUUACCACAUUGGGGAUAAUGGCAUUGAGAUGGAGCGAAUCAUUCACUACACAGCUCAGAUCACCACUGGUAUCCUACACCUACAUGCUAUGGAUAUUGUGUACCGUGACAUGAAGCCAGAAAACGUCCUACUGGACAGUCAGGGCCAGUGCAGGUUGUCAGACCUGGGCCUAGCUGUGGAACUACCAAACGGGAAAACUAUCUCUCAAAAGGCUGGCACCAAGGGGUAUAUGGCGCCAGAGAUCCUGAAGCGUGAACCAUAUAGUACGUCAGUGGACUGGUGGGCCUUGGGCUGCAGCAUCUAUGAGAUGGUGGCCGGCCGUCUGCCCUUUAGAGAUCACAAAGAGAAGGUUACUAAAGAAGAGAUAGUAAGGAGAACUCUUGAAGACGAGUGCAAAUUUGAACAUGAAAAUUUUGACGCCCCCUCCAAGGACAUCAUCAGUCUUUUUCUGAAAAAGAACAUUGAAGAUCGCCUCGGCUGCAAGGAUGACCCUCGGAAACACGAGAUCUUCAAAUCCAUCAACAUCCCUCGGCUGGAGGCGGGGCUUAUUGCACCUCCAUGGGUGCCCAAACCCAAUGUUGUGUACGCUAAAGACACAGGUGAUAUCCGGGACUUCUCUGAGGUUAAGGGGGUUGAAUUUGAUGCCAAUGAUGAGAAGUUUUUUAAGGAAUUCAGUACAGGGGCAGUGCCAAUUCCAUGGCAACAGGAGAUGAUUGACAGUGGACUCUUUGAUGAGCUUAAUGACCCAAAUAGGAAGAAAUUGUCAGCGGGACUGGAUGAUGAUGAGCAAAAAUCCAAAUCUUGCACUCUUCUGUGACAAAAUAAGAAUAUAUUGCACAACAAAACAAAUGGUUUUAUUAACUAACUUAA
Rhinichthys klamathensis goyatoka is the source of this 2033-nucleotide messenger RNA. It is a transcript of the gene grk7b, whose product is annotated as G protein-coupled receptor kinase 7b. Lineage: Eukaryota; Metazoa; Chordata; Actinopteri; Cypriniformes; Leuciscidae. Gene Ontology annotation, biological process: protein phosphorylation; signal transduction; regulation of signal transduction. Gene Ontology annotation, molecular function: ATP binding; rhodopsin kinase activity. The transcript is spliced from 4 exons. The record is from RefSeq and is a predicted model, not a curated record. The coding region runs from base 337 to 1980 and encodes 547 amino acids. Gene Ontology annotation, cellular component: cytoplasm.